Schistocerca piceifrons (Central American locust) is the source of this 2002-nucleotide messenger RNA. Its product is annotated as D-threo-3-hydroxyaspartate dehydratase-like. The record is from RefSeq and is a predicted model, not a curated record. Gene Ontology annotation, molecular function: D-serine ammonia-lyase activity. Gene Ontology annotation, biological process: D-serine catabolic process. The transcript is spliced from 8 exons. The coding region runs from base 361 to 1416 and encodes 351 amino acids. NCBI's taxonomy places the organism in Eukaryota, Metazoa, Arthropoda, Insecta, Orthoptera, Acrididae.
GCUGUUUAGUUCGCGUCGGCCUUGGCGUUAAGAGGAGUGUGUCUUCUGUGCAAGACGAAACUGUUAUGAAGUAGUGUAUCGUCUGCGCAAGGCGAACCUGUUACCAUGUCAGAUUUUGGUGUAUCAAACCAUGCAGCACUGUCUGUAGGUUAUCACUAGCAAAAUUAAAUACCGGCUACACAACAAAAAUAUGUAGGAACUUCAGUCAAGAAAAUGUGGAAGUAUUUAUUACAAACCAAAGCCUAACCAUGUGUUGGUGUACGGACUCUUGCCAAAAGCUAUGUUGGGAAGCGGCUGUCAGAUGUCCCCACACCGGCAUUCCUUGUGGAUAAGCAAAUAGUUCUAAACAACUGUCAGAACAUGCUAAAAAAAUGUGCGGAACUUGGUAUUAAGCUCCGACCUCAUGUGAAAACUCAUAAGACGGAAGAAGCAGCACUGCUCCAGACUGGUGGUCAGAAAAAAUGUAUCACUGUCUCAACAUUCAGAGAGGCAGAAUUCUUCGCAGAUUGUGGUUGGGAUGAUAUUCUAUUAGCAUUCCCUCUUGCACCUUUCCAUAUUGGUCGUGCCAAGUCACUAGCAGAUCAUAUCUCAACCUUUCACUUGCUGGUCGACAAUGUUGAUUCAGCAACAGCAUUGGCCAAAUCACCAAUACCUGCUGGCAAAGCUUCGUGGUCAGUUUUCAUCAAAGUUGAUACAGGAUAUGCAAGAGCUGGUGUUCGGUGGUCUGACACAGAAAUGGCUGUAGCAAUAUGUAAAGCCCUUCAGCCAUCAGUGAAGCUUCAGGGAUUGUAUGCUCACUGUGGAGAUUCAUAUCACACGAGCUCACUAACAGAGGUGUCAGCUGUGCGCAAUCGUGCAGCUGAGCGUGUAGUGAAACUUAGUGAGGAGCUUGUGCAGAGGGGUUUUGCAUGCCCAAUCAUUUCUAUUGGAUCCACACCAUCAAUGAGUGCCAGUGUAAAUGCUGAAGACCACAAAGUUUUGCAGAAGCUUAACGAGGCACAUGUAGGGAAUUAUGUAUUCUAUGAUCUUCAGCAGGCAUCUCUGCAUUCAUGUACCUUGGAUGAUGUGGCUUGUAGGGUUAUGACUCGUGUUAUUGGUCAUUACCCACAUCGAAAACAGAUGCUUAUUGAUUGUGGAUUCACUGGGCUAACCAAACAAGGACUGAAUGCUAAUAAAUUUGUUGCAGGAUAUGCCCUAUUUGAGAAUCAUCCAAAUCUAAAGUUAAUUGAAAUGUCACAAGAAGUGGGCAAAGUUGAAGGUGUUGAUGGUAACCUAGAUUUCGAUCGAUACCCAGUUGGAACUGAACUGUUACUGUACCCUUACCAUGCAUGUGCGACAGCAUCUCAACAUCCCGUUUAUUACAUUCACAAAGAUGGUCUUAUUGAAGAGGAGUGGAAACCUAUUAGAGGAUGGUAGCCCCGAGUAUGACUUUUAGUACUGUUAGUUAAAGAGCUUCUGUAAAGUAUUUUGUGCCUGUUGUUAAUUAUACCCAAUCAAGCAAAAAUGCUCAGAAUGAAACAUUUGUUAUCUAAUUAGAGCAAAACUCUGAUAUUUGAUCAGUGGCAUACAGUCUGGCUGACCAGCACUUCUGAUUAUAUGAACAAGUGCAAAAUUGAAUCGAUUCAAGGAUCCCACAAAAGUCUCCCAGUUCUUCUGCUACAGGAUUUGUAUGCUAUCCGAAAGAUGGGAGAAUGUAGUGGUCAGCGAUGCGCAAUACUAUGAAUCAUAAUUUUUUUUGUAAGUUUUUCACAAUAAAGCCCCGAACUUUGAGAAAAAACAGCAGAAGCAAAGUUUUAGACCUAGUAUUAAACAACAACGCACAGGUUUUAUGUUAAAACUGACUGUGAAGAAGAAAAUACUCUACUGUAAAAGACUGUGGUUUUGUUUUCUUUGUUGCAGCCAGUUUUAACUAUGUGAUUCUUGAGUUUCUCCCGGCGUAUUUGAUAAUCAAAAUAUCCACGGGUAUGCUGCCGGUCUAUAGUGUCCAAGGGGCACAAUAUUU